AUGCAAGACAAUGCCAACUUCGAGGAGGCUGCAACAGAGGUCGAGAGUAACGAGGCGGCGGAUACGAACGAAACGGCAGGAGGGCGAUUGCGUACAUCGGCGGGCUCUAACUUGCGCAGGAGGAACGCGAUCAAACGACGCGGGAUCUCCGACUUACCUCCUUUCGAUCUGCCCAACGAUUUCAUUGCCGAGAAUGUUUCUUAUUUCGGGCCUGACACUCAGCCGCGGCUUCCCAAGCCUCUUGAGAUGGACGCAACGCAUGUCAAGGUCUCCAAUUUGUACUCCAAGGCGACUCCGCAGCGGACCUUGCGACUAGAGGAAUACUUUACCGCAGCUGUUGACAUGAUCGAGAAACGACUCGCGCAAAUAUGGGCAGAGCUUGAGGGGCAGCCCAUCUUAAAAUCGUCACCCUGGCAUACAUCCUUCCGCAUAGCGCAGAUUGUACGGUUGACAUCGUUUCUGAACGACUGUGCCUGGCACUUGGCGGACGCAUUGUACCCAGUGCGUGAGCCGACAUACACAUACACAAGCCGGCCUUUUUGGUGGUGGAAUAUCUACAGGGACCUCGACCCGCAGUCCUAUGUCUGGCGCGAUCACUUCACAAAUCGAGAAGCGCCUGUAUCGCAGCAGCUUCAGUACGCCGAGUACCUGGACCACUCACUCUCGCACGCGAUCACCGACUUCCCCAUCGAAGCCUUCAACAGCUUGAAACGAAAUCUCCGCAGAGAUCUCGAGCAAAUCUGCCCUCCGAGUUUCGACCCAAAGAUUGGGAGGCGACCAAUCCAGAUAUUAGCUAUGCAUGGGCACGAUGGAAAGUCAAUAGCGCAAAGUCUAGGGAGCUACGCAUCAUGGUUGAGUGAGGCGCACGUUGUACAUCUGGAUGCGUACGAUAUCUCCUGGAUGCUUGGCGACUACAUCGGCCAGGAUUGGCUGUACUCGCGCGGUCCUGUGUCGACGCUGGGCUUUCGAGCUGCUGAUUAUGGAGGCAGGACAGGGAGGAGGAUACAAAUCAUUGAUGCGACCGAAGAAGAUCCCGACGACGAGGAGUCCAAUAUCAUCCAUGUGCGAAACGCUGCCGACCUGCGCAAGUUGAGACAGGACUUGAGCGAUGACGUCCGCGAUUCAGCAUUGACAGGCUUGCCUUCGCGCUCCGAGAUUCGCGAUGUGUUCACAGACUGGGAACACCUCAAGAUCAACAAGGCGCUGGAAACCCUUGUGUCAAAACCGACAGAGCACUUGCCUGUCACAGACCUGCAGCAGCCCGUGGUCGUACAUGUGCACGACUAUAUUGAACUCAGCAUGACGCUUGAAGGAGCAGCAAUUCUCUCAAAAUUAAGGCAGGUUGUCGACAUUGCGUGGAAGAACGGCAAACGCAUCGUUCUUCUUGGUACGUCUUCGUCGCAAACUCCCUCGGACGAGUACCAUAAUAUGGUGCGGGAGCUUGCGGCGUCAGACUUUGUGGUGUCUCGUGCUGUCCAGCCUGCGCGCGCGGAAGCUGAGACGGCUACCAAGUUAGACUCGCAAGCUGGACCUUUCAACUUGCAACUGGUGGACAAUCUCUGCGAGAAUGCGCGUAACAUCAACCGCAUGAUUCUCGCCAUUGAUCCACCAGCACACCCCAUGCUUGCUCCUCUUUGGCGUGUGCAAGACAACCCUGACGAUGGUUACUGGCACGAUCCCAUGUUUCAAGGUGCUCCUAGAAACCCCUUGAACAGCACUGUCCUACCUUGGCUCGAGAUUCACAAUCUGGCACGCAGCUUCCGCGACCAGGAGAUCUCUCAUCCCGGUACCGGAGCGUCUGCAUUCGCGGACCGUAUGCACAUGGGUCCUCUCUUGCAGCCCCCCGGCCAUGGUCUUCGUUGGGACGCGCCUUCGGAUGCAAACGGGAAACGCGAGUCUUCUUCAGGAAACGAAGCCUCGAGGCCUGAGAGCACAGCAAACGCCGCGAACAAGAACACGGCCCGAGGAGGGAACGAGUACGAGAAACGCAUUGCGAACGGUAUAAUCAACAAGGAAAACCUGCGGACAACAUUUGCCGAUAUCCACGUUGCGCCCGAAAUCACGACAGCGCUAAAGCUACUUACCUCACUGGCACUCGUCCGCCCCGACGCCUUUUCCUAUGGUGUCCUGGCGCACGACAAGAUCAACGGUUGUCUUUUAUACGGGCCCCCUGGAACAGGCAAAACCAUGCUUGCGAAGGCAGUGGCCAAGGACAGUGGCGCAAACAUGCUCGAAGUGAGCGGUGCCAGCAUCAACGACAAGUGGGUCGGCGAGUCGGAGAAACUCAUCAGGGCCGUGUUCACCAUGGCAAAGAAGAUGUCGCCGUGUGUCAUCUUCAUCGACGAGGCCGAUUCCAUCCUUUCCAAGCGGAGCAUGCAUAGUACCCGUCCCGCUCAUCGUGAGCUGAUCAACCAGUUCCUCAAGGAAUGGGACGGCAUGGAAGAAACCAAUGCCUUCAUCAUGGUCGCCACAAACCGCCCGUUUGAUCUUGACGAUGCCGUUCUCCGCCGCUUGCCGCGGAAGCUGCUCAUAGACCUUCCUCUGAAGAAUGAUCGUUCAGCUAUCAUCAAAUUACUACUACGAGAUGAGAGGCUCGCGGACGAUGUGGACAUGGCCAGUCUCGCGGAGCUGACCCCGUACUACUCCGGCUCGGACCUGAAGAAUAUGUGCGUCGCAGCCGCCAUGACGGCCGUGGAGCAGGAGAAUGCCGCUGCUGAGAAGCACACUGGGCCGGAGCCUUACGAGUAUCCCGAGCGCCGGAUUUUGGACAAGUCCCACUUCGAGAAGGCCCUGAAGCAGAUUCCCGCGAGCAUCAGCGAAGACAUGGAGAGCUUACGCCUGAUCAAGAGAUUCGAUGAAGAGUACGGCAACCGGAGAAAGGGCGGGAAGAAGAAGACAAUGGGCUUUGGUGGUGGAGAGCUCAGUCAAGCGCAGGAUAGCCUUGCUGCCAGAGUGCGACAAACUGGUGAUCAGCCAGAUGUAUAA
Messenger RNA from Emericellopsis cladophorae, 2985 nucleotides. RefSeq names its product AAA+-type ATPase. The transcript has 2 exons. Bases 1 to 2985 code for a protein of 994 amino acids. Gene Ontology annotation, cellular component: mitochondrial outer membrane. Lineage: Eukaryota; Fungi; Ascomycota; Sordariomycetes; Hypocreales; Bionectriaceae. Gene Ontology annotation, molecular function: ATP hydrolysis activity; ATP binding. The record is from RefSeq and is a predicted model, not a curated record.